GAGAAGCGCGCACUCUCACCCGGCGUGGAAACACCUGUGGCGGCCGUAAUCGAGACCGGAGCUGAAAAACAUCUCUCAGUUUGAUUCCUUUGUCCCAACACCCUGCAUCUCCACCUGACUGCACCGCCGCCUCACGCCCACGCAGCCCACCGUCCGUGGGGUGGGCCACCAUGUGGGUUCUGGAUAAGAUCCGCGGCUCGGUGGAGACGGGCGUGCUGCGGCACGGGGAGAAUGCCGACAAGAAAGGUGCGGCGGCGCCAUACACUAACAUCCUAACACCCGACAAGAUCCCGGACUUCUUUAUCCCACCCAAGCUGGUCAGCUACCCCCCCGAACCUGAGAUGGCUCCAUCCGAGUCCCCGCAGCCCUCGUCGUCGGAGCAACCCGUCAGCGGCGGGAAGAAAACCGCCGCCCCUAAGAGCCCCCGUUUGAUGGCCAAGUUGGCGGGAGACACAAAGAACCUGCUGAAAGUAGCCAACCGCCAUAUCAUCCAGAUCGAAAGCGCCGACGACGUCGUUGGGGACACCAACGCUGACCCGCAGUCGCAGACCGCCAUGUCUCUCCCCUAUGUCCCCAAAACCCAAACGUCCUACGGCUUCACCACUUUGAAGGAGAGCCCUCACACUCGCCGCAAAGAGUCGCUCUUCCACACUGACAUUACCAGUCCGAUGACCUCCCCCAACAGCCAGAGGAAGACGCCAGGAAAGAGCGACCACCUGAACCCCGCCGACUUCAAUACCCCGCACAUGAACCCGUACCGCUACUUCAGCGGCGGCGAGAGCGACACCUGCUCCUCGGCCGAGUCGUCGCCCUUCAGCUCGCCGCUGCUGUCUCGCUCCGCCUCCCUGCUCAAGAUCUUCACCCACGAGACGCAGGCCAAGGUGGUGAAGGCUAAGCGUUCCUUCGCCCGCCACAGCUCUCUCUCCACCGACGAGUGCAGCUCGGCCGAGCCUAGCCCAGGCAUCCAGCGCCGUCUGCACAUCCCGUCCUUCCACUGCGGAGGCACGUCGGCUCCGGAGCACGGCACGCAGCGAGAACAUACCGUCAACCUGCACAAGGGCGGGAGCGUUCGCAUUAGCGCCCACUACGACGCCGGUACAUCCCGCCUGCGCGUCCGCGUCCUAGCGGCCGAGAGUCUUUACGACAAACACUUUGACAUCAAGAGCAUCAACUGCUGCGUGUCGGUCUACCUGAACCCGGGCAAGAUGCAGAAGCAACGCAGCAACAUUAUCAAGAACAGUCGCAACCCCGUCUUCAACGAGGACUUCUUCUUCGACGCCGUCGGCCCGCUCCAGGUCAAGAACCUGUCACUCAAGCUCAAGGUGGUCAAUAAAGGUACCAGCCUUAAAAGGAACACUCUGCUGGGCGAGCGGGAGGUCCUCCUGAGCAAGCUACUUUCAGGGGUUUGAACUCCAAAAAGCAAAAAAAAAAAAAAAACAACCCAAGGCCUCUUGAGGACCUUCAAAAGUUCUUUGCACUGCUUUAUACCUUCCUGUCAUUCGUUAGGACACAUUUCCUCCGGGGCAUACGAUUCGCUUUGGGACGCUUUGUUUCAGUCCAAGAAUAUGACAAAAAGAAAAAAAGCUCACUAUAAUCUGAAGAUAACUAUAAUUUAGUGGAGGAUUUUCGCUAAAUACUGUAUUUUAUGAGCACUGAGCGGAGCAAUGAAUGGACUCAUUUGCCGGGAAGCAAGGUAGAUCAUGUGUAAAUGUAAAAAAGCAGACAGAGACACAAGGGGCAAAACUACACAAAAACAACUGAAGCUUCAGGGGCCGUUUACGUGGUGGCUGUUACGUCCCAAGGACGGCUCGCGAAGGGCGUAGCAUAAAACGAGCCACACAAAUUCACAAGUGGACUCAAAUUUAUUUACACAACAAUCAAACUCGCAAUGAAUAUGUACAGAAUGCCGACGAAGCGUGACUUCAGGGUAAGCCCAGGCCAAAACAACAAACAAAAGGAACUACACUUAAACCCCACCCGCUAACUAAACCCUGAUCAUGUAAAAGGACCAAAGAAAAAACAGCUUCUCACCUAACUUCCUACUCUAUACAAAACAGGAGAAAACAGGUUGAACAGAAAUGGCGACUUACCCUUACUUGCUUCAGUGCUCUUAUUUACAGUGGUGAACAAAAACGAUCCAAUAAUGACUAAACACAAAAGACCUCACAGAAAAAGCGGGAGUAUAUCAAACUAGCGAUCAAAUGCAAAUGAGCGUGAAUGGCGAGCAAACAGCUGGCGAGGAGGACCGCGGCAGAAUGCUGUCAAAUGCGACCUCCCAAAGCGUUGACAGCGGCAGGUUUAAGAAGCUUGGCGCCUUUUUUCGUGGCCAAUCAGCGGCGGUGACGUCGUCGGUCCGUCCUGCGUCGAUCAGCUGUCGUCACAGUGGGAGGGGAAGCAGCUGAGUGGAAGAAUCUCAGAAAAUUAACUAUUAAACGGCCAGGGCCGUCGCAGUGGCUCUCCGAGAAGACGAAAAAUUUCAUGUCUGAAUUUAUAUAAGUCUGUCUCCAUUCGAACAAUGUCACAAUUCCGCAUGAAAAGGAUGUUGUAUUCAUGCCAGGCCCCAGGGGGCAGUGCAUAUUUAUUUAUUUAUUUAUUUUUAUUUUUAUUUUAUUUUUUUCCCUUCAGGCAUGACAAAUCCAAACAAACAUACAACAUUUAUAUGUGUUUACAAUUAAUUCAACCCGAAAAGAAAAAGGGCUGACGGGAGAAACCGAAUCUUGUUGAAACUCGUCCCCAGUAUACCAUAUAGGACGCAGAAAAUAUCAAAUAACAAUUUUUGAUAUUCAGAUUUCGUAAUGAUGACAAGUUUUUUAUUUUUAUUUAAAUUUUUUUUUUUUAUAAUAACCAUCCCCUCUGAUUGUUCAUUUUCCCAAUAGUCCAUUGUCGACCAUGGCAAUGUGCUCGUUAUGUUGACUAGAUCCAGUAGAUUAGUUCAUAAUUCAGUAAUUAGUUUAUUCAGUUGAUUCGAUCCAGGAUAAGGAAUAGCUAAAAUGCGUCCUUCACCUUCGAGUGUCUGUGUUGAAUUUCCCCGAGGUGACAGCGAAUGAUGCACUUUGACCUCCUCAGCCCGGAAGACAACAUGCCCGCCCACUCCAAGCCAUGGCAUUUUUUUUUGGUUCAAAAAGGCACAAAAAUGGAAACAUUCAACAUAUUUAAAUUAAAAACUAGGGCUGUCAAACGAUUACAAUUUUUACUCGAGUUAAUCACAGCUUAAAAAUUAAUUAAUCGUAAUUAAUCGCAAUUCAAACCAUCUAUAAAAUAUGCCAUAUUUUUCUGUAAAUUAUUGUUGGAAUGGAAAGAUAAGACACAAGACGGCUAUAUACACUCAACAUACUGUACAUAAGUACUGUAUUUGUUUAUUAUAAAAAUAAAUCGACAAAAUGGCAUUAACAUUAACAUUCUGUUAACGCGAUCCAUGGAUAAAAAGUAGUACUUGUAGUUCUUAAAAGAUAAAUGUUAGUACAAGUUAUAGAAAUUUUAUAUUAAAACCUCUCUUGAUGUUUUUGUUUUAGUUUUAAUUAAAUUUGUAAAAUUUUCAAUCAAAAAAUAAACUAGUAGCUCGCCAUCGUUGAUGUCAAUAAUUAAACAAUGCUCGUGGUGCUUAAACCCAUAAAAUCAGUUGCACCCAAGCGCCAGCAGAGGGCGACAAAACACAAAAAAACCCACAAGUAAUAAAUGGACAUGACACUGUGCUGUCAUUUUCAUCUGUUUGAGCGGGGCAUGUGCGUUAAUUGCGUGAAAUAUUUUAACGUGAUUAAUUAAAAAAGAUAAUUACUCCCCGUUAAAGCGAUAAUUUUGACAGCCCUAUUAAAAACAUUAUAAAACAGUAAAUAAAAGCCGAC
Molecule: messenger RNA, 3842 nt
Organism: Corythoichthys intestinalis (scribbled pipefish)
Lineage: Eukaryota; Metazoa; Chordata; Actinopteri; Syngnathiformes; Syngnathidae
Product: C2 calcium-dependent domain-containing protein 4C
Exons: 2
Coding region: 171-1409 (412 amino acids)
Source: RefSeq, a predicted model, not a curated record